GUGGGGAAGAGCAGCUCCUGAAACUUUAUUGAGCGGGACUUUUCGUCGAGUCCCGCUCUGAGCACGAGCGGGGUGGCGUUUCUCUUCGAGGAGCGCCAUUAUCGCCCGAUUGGUCGAUGCUGCUGGAUGCCCAACGCCGCUCCCUCCACCCACACCACCCUCCCAGUCACUGAACGUCAGCUGCCGGAGAGCGGGCCAGGGUGAUUUAAACACGGACAGAGAGAGAAGGUGUUUCUGUGAGAGACAGGAGCGUCUCCGGAAAGAGUGCGAGUGCACACUGUAGACAUCCACAGGGUGGAGCAAAGCCCACCCAACUUUCUUUCAUUUCUUUUUUAAAAUAUAUUCCCAACACUCCCCUUCCCCUGAACAAAGUUUUGACAUCCCCACCAAAAAGAAAAAGCAAAAAAAAAAAAAAAAAAAAAGCAAAAACAACAACUAUUUAUCACCCCACAUGUCCGAUUGGCUCUACUUGACGUUUCUUUUUAAAGCAACAAGUGUUGUCGGCUACGAGCAGAUUUGUCUUCUGAUUCUUUUUUCCACACAGGAGGGAAAAAAAGACAUACCAAUGAUAUAUUAGCUACCGUGGUCACUCGGUGUGGCACCGCAGUGACACCAGGACUGCCAUGAUCGUGUCCAACGUGAGCCUGAGCGGCUGCGCGGAUUUCAACAGCGCUCUGUGUGCCGGAGCCGGGGAAGGGCACCUGGGGGGCGGAUCAUACCGGACCACUCUCACCCCGACUGGGAACCUGGUAGUGGCUGUGUGCCUGGGCUUUAUCGGCACUUUCGGACUUAUUAACAACCUGCUGGUGCUUGUUCUUUUCUGCCGCUACAAGAUGCUGCGGUCGCCCAUCAACCUGCUCCUGAUGAACAUUUCCAUCAGCGACCUGCUGGUGUGCGUACUGGGGACUCCGUUCAGCUUCGCGGCCAGCACGCAAGGAAGGUGGCUCAUAGGGGAACGGGGCUGCGUGUGGUACGGCUUCGCCAACUCGCUCUGUGGCAUUGUGUCCCUCAUCUCCCUGGCUGUCCUCUCCUAUGAGCGCUACAGCACCAUGAUGGCUCCCACUGAGGCGGACUCCUCCAACUACCGUAAAAUCUCCCUUGGCAUCAUCAUGUCCUGGGCGUACUCACUUAUCUGGACCCUGCCGCCGCUCUUCGGCUGGAGCCACUACGGCCCAGAGGGACCUGGGACCACCUGCUCUGUCGACUGGACAGCCAAGACAGCGAAUAACAUCUCUUACAUCAUCUGUCUGUUUAUAUUCUGCCUCAUCGUGCCCUUCCUGGUGAUUGUGUUCUGCUACGGAAAGCUACUGUCUGCCAUCAGACAGGUGAGCGGGAUCAAUGCGUCGAUGAGCAGGAAACGUGAGCAGCGCGUGCUAUUCAUGGUGGUGAUUAUGGUGAUGUGCUACCUAAUAUGCUGGCUGCCUUAUGGCAUCAUGGCCCUACUGGCCACCUUCGGCCCACCGGGCUUGGUCACACCGGAGGCGAGCAUCAUCCCCUCAGUCCUCGCCAAAACGAGCACGGUCAUCAACCCAGUCAUCUACGUCUUCAUGAAUAAACAGUUUUACAGGUGCUUCCAAGCCCUGCUGCAGUGUGAAGCUCCUCGACGAGGCUCCAGCUUAAAGAGUUCCUCCAAGGUCCCCACCAAGGCCAUGAGGGGAGUAGCAGGAACUGGUCCCCGCCGUACUAACAACUUCCUAUUUAUGGUAGCCUCAUUGGGUCAUCCAGCUGCCACAGUCCCCCAACUGGGGCUCUCAUGUGAACCUACUAUCGAUAUCACAAAAGCCCCUUCUUCAGACAAUAAACCUGUUGUAGUCUCACUAGUGGCUCACCGUGAUGGCUGACAAUUGGUUAUAUAAUCAUAAAACCCUAAGGUCCCCAUCCAGGAGAUCAGUGAAAAUGAACCAGGUGAGUUACUGAGCCUUAAAAAGCGGCGGUCUGCCAGUCCAGGUGGAUUCAACGUGGCUCCAGCAUUAACUCUGGCCUGCCUAGUACAGAUGAUAGAUCAGUAACAAAGGUCUGUCUCUGGACAAGGCCUCGGACUGUCUCUGGAAAAUGUGAGCAACAAUCAGAGAUGACAGUAAAUCUGCAGAAGCUGGGAGUCUGUAUUUUUUACGGAGAAAAGAAACACUCAUGACCCUUUCUUAGAAAGCACAUUUAAAGGAUGCUCUUAUCAGAGUUCUGGAGAAAGCACUGUCAGACUGUAAUAAAAGAGGAAUUAUAAGGAUCAUUUUGUGCAAUAUCUCAUUCUCUUAAAAUGUCAUAACAAUAGCGUGUUCAGGAGUGCAGGGGAAGGGCUAUGAUAGGUCUGUACUGAUUGUUACUGACAGCAGUUACAAAGUGAAGUGAAAUUGAAGAACACCAGCCACUUAUGACUCCAAGCUUUUUGAAGCCCUUCAGAAUGAGAUGACUUUAAUAAUCUGUGCAAGGGGAUUGCUUUUGCAGCACUUGCACAAAUAAAACAAAGUUGUAAAAUUACACAAGAACACAAGAAAAUGUAAUGCAAUAAAAGUACCUGAGAAACCACAGAGGUGCAAACUUAGAUGGAAGUGGUAAUAACUUUACCACUACAGAGUGGCAAACUCUAUAGAAAACUAUAGAGUUGAAGUCUUCAAACCAGCAAUAGUAGCGGUCACAACAGUUACAAGAAAAAAAUCAAACGAAUGCGAAGAAGUCAAAGUGUUAAAUUGGAUAAAGAGGAGUAGCAUUCACAAUUAAAUUGUUUAAUAAAAAGUUAAUUGUACAUUUACCAUUGCUAGCAUGCUGGGGGUGUUUGGAUUUUUUUCAGGGAGAUAGACUUUAGAAAGAAAUACUGUAACUGCAAGUUGGAAAUCACUGUACAGCCCAUUUAGUAAUGGCUGUGAAUGUGCAGUCUAAUAUAAAGGAGUUUGAUGAAAUGCAGCAUCUGGCAAUGUUAAAUAGUUAGCACUUGUAUACCUCAAAAAAAUAUAUUCAUGCUGUGUUUUGUUAUCAGAGAUUUUUAAAUGUGUAUUUAGAGGAAAGAGGUAACAUCCUAAAAUGUUAGUAGAAGAUUCAGAUAACUACGAGUUUAGUUUAUUGUUCAUAAGCAUGCUGUCUGCAAAGUUUGGACACAAAUCAGCUUGGCUCAUAAUCUUCACAGUAGCUGAUAUAUUUAUUUUCUCAAGAGUCAUUCUGCAGAGUUUUGCAGUUCAAGAAUCAGUAUCACAUCUGACAAUGUGAAAGUACUCCAAAGUGUCUCCAAAGCACUCCACUGCAAGCAACUCGUAUAAGUUAAAUGGAAAGAAUUUUGUUUUCCAUGCAUUUGUCAGCAUCUUUUUUGGAUUUUUUUUUUUUUGCUAAGAAAUUUAAAAUUUCUCCCUUCUUGAAAUGCAAAGAUUACAGUUUGUUUAAGCUGUAUAUGGUGUGGAGCCAUUUUUGCUACUGCAUACAACAAACACCUGUUGGCUACAACAAUGACAGCAAUGACAGGUGAGGUGAAAAACAUUGUCUCAUUACCAAUCUGUGUGUAGGAAUUAUUGGGCAGCAACAAUCAACAUUUUUUGAAGUCCAACCUAGAAAUAGCUUGCAAACAAGAAGAAAUGGUAAGUGUGCCCAUUUUUCUUGGUCAGCUUCUAAUGGCUGGACAACUGGACUACUAGCAUUUCCAAAAUAGUGAUUGUUGUGAAUUUUUCCCAAAAGCGAGCUAAAGAACGAAAACAAGUAAACCAGCAACAGGGUCAUGAGCACCCAAGACUCACUGAUGCACGAUGAUUCCUUGAAAGAGGGUUGAAGGCUGAAGAACACAUUUUCUUUUCCAUUAUGUUGACAGCUGAGUGUGUGUGCAUUAUUUACAAGAGGAAGAGAUGGCAGCAGGAUGCACUAUUGGAAGUAGGCAGACCCAGGUAGUGUAAUACUAUGGGAAAUGUUCUGCUGGGAAACCUUUGGUUUGGGAGGUCAUGUGACACAUUAAGAUGUAUCACAUAAAUAUUGUUGCACACCAUGUAUAUUUCAUGGCAGGGUAUUCUGAAAUGACAAUGGGCUCUUUCAGCAAACUAUGCUGCAAUAUCAACUGCAAUGUUCAGAAAAGUUGACUAAUAUAACAAAAAUUUGAUGGUUUUAAUUUGGUCAUUAAAUUCCCUUAUUUUACUCACAUGAGAUCUGUGAUUUGGGAUGUGCCAGUUUAAAGUAAAACAAAAAACCAAAACAACUGUUAAUGUCUUCAUGCCUGACAACCCAGGAGGUCUCGUGGCGUUCAUUCAUCGACUGCUCAGAGCUGUUUUAGCAAGAGGGGAGCACAAAAUUAGACACUGUUGUGGCUGAAUGGUAUAAGUUUGUAUUGGCAAUUUUUGUAAAUCACUUUUACCACAAAAGCUGUUUUGAGUAAAAACAAAACAAAACAAUGUUAAUAAUUUUGGAGGUGCAUUGUUCAAUAAAUUUUUUACA
Messenger RNA from Oreochromis niloticus (Nile tilapia), 4401 nucleotides. Its product is annotated as pinopsin. Gene Ontology annotation, cellular component: membrane. Gene Ontology annotation, biological process: visual perception; G protein-coupled receptor signaling pathway. Lineage: Eukaryota; Metazoa; Chordata; Actinopteri; Cichliformes; Cichlidae. Gene Ontology annotation, molecular function: G protein-coupled receptor activity. The transcript is spliced from 4 exons. The coding region runs from base 624 to 1841 and encodes 405 amino acids. The record is from RefSeq and is a predicted model, not a curated record.